AUGAAAAUUUCUACAUAUUCUUUGAUUCUUUUGUGCUUCUUUCAAUCCACGCGAGCAAUCUUAAAUCCUAUUGAUUUCUUAGCAUUGCAAUCUAUUCGAAGAUCACUUCACGAUGUUCCUGGUUCGAAUUUCUUUUCAUCCUGGGACUUCACUGACGAUCCGUGCAACUUUGCCGGAGUUUACUGUGUUUCCGAUAAAGUUGUUGCUCUCAAUCUCGGUGAAUCUAGAGCCGGUUCUCCUGGUUUAACCGGAAAAAUAGACACCGCCGUUGGUAAACUCUCUUCUCUCGUCGACUUAACCGUUUCUCCAGGUAGAGUUUACGGUCCUCUUCCUCAGUCCAUUUCCAAAUUGAAGAACCUCAAGUUUCUCGGCAUCAGCCGGAAUUUCAUCUUCGGCGAGAUUCCGGCGGGGCUAAGUCAGCUUCGCAAUCUCAGAACAAUUGAUCUAAGCUACAAUCAGCUCGCCGGAGCUAUUCCUCCGUCAAUCGGUAAAUUGCCGAAUCUAAACAACCUGAUCCUCCGUAAUAACCGUCUCACCGGUUCAAUUCCAUCCUUCGCUUCAGCUAAAAACCUGAACCGGCUCGAUCUAAAGCACAACUCACUCACCGGUUCACUUGCUCCGGAUUCUCUCCCGUCUUCACUACAAUACCUCUCUCUAUCAUGGAACAAGCUUACCGGAACGGUGGAUCGGGUUUUAUACAGACUAAAUCGGCUCAACUACCUUGAUCUAAGCUUCAACCGGUUCACCGGUUCCAUCCCGGCUCAGUUAUUCUCAUUCCCGUUAACCAACUUACAAUUAGAAAGAAACCAAUUAUACGGUCCGGUUGAACCGUUUAAUGAAGUUACAAUCCAAACCGUUGAUCUUAGUUACAACAAACUAUCAGGUGAAAUAUCACCUUUACUAGCCAGUGUGCAAAAUUUGUAUCUAAACAACAACGGUUUCACCGGCGAGGUUCCUGGUAGCUUUGUUGAACGGUUAUUAGCAGCAAAUAUUCAGAUAUUGUAUUUGCAGCAUAAUUAUCUUACCGGAAUUGUGAUUAAUCCAACGGCAGAGAUCCCAUUGAGCAGUUCUCUUUGUUUACAGUAUAACUGUAUGGUUCCUCCUAUUCAGAUGACGUGUCCUUCUAAAGCUGGUUACUUGAAAAUUAGACCUGCUAACCAGUGCAAUCAUUACCAAUACCAUUGA
Messenger RNA from Lathyrus sativus (Indian pea), 1185 nucleotides. The record is from the annotation of a GenBank genome assembly. Lineage: Eukaryota; Viridiplantae; Streptophyta; Magnoliopsida; Fabales; Fabaceae.